Molecule: messenger RNA, 1551 nt
Organism: Priceomyces carsonii
Lineage: Eukaryota; Fungi; Ascomycota; Pichiomycetes; Serinales; Debaryomycetaceae
Gene: TRP3
Product: bifunctional anthranilate synthase/indole-3-glycerol-phosphate synthase
Exons: 1
Coding region: 1-1551 (516 amino acids)
Biological process (GO): L-tryptophan biosynthetic process
Cellular component (GO): cytosol
Molecular function (GO): anthranilate synthase activity; indole-3-glycerol-phosphate synthase activity
Source: RefSeq, a predicted model, not a curated record
AUGACUAGUGAUAAUAUGAAAAAACAUGUUUUGAUGAUAGACAACUAUGACUCCUUUACCUGGAACUUAUAUCAAUACUUAUACCAGUCUAAUUUAUGUGGAAAAGUAGACGUAUAUCGUAAUGAUAAAAUCGAUAUUGAUACUAUUGAAAACAAAAUUAAGCCAGAUAUAAUAUUUAUUUCUCCUGGUCCAGGCCAUCCUCAGACAGAUACGGGUAUAUCAAGAGAUGUUAUCAAACAUUUUAAGGGUAAGGUACCGAUAUUUGGUGUUUGUAUGGGGCAACAGUGUAUUUAUGAAGUAUUUGGAGGAGAUGUAUCGUAUGCUGGAGAGAUUGUUCACGGAAAAACAACAAGUAUUAAGCAUGAUGGAAGGGGGAUGUUUUUGAAUGUUCCUCAAAGCAUUGCAGUAACAAGGUAUCACUCUUUAGCUGGGGCUUUAAAAACCUUGCCCGAUUGUUUGGAAGUGACUGCCACGACUGAGACGUCUCCCGAAGUAAUCAUGGGUGUAAGGCAUAAGAAAUACACAAUAGAAGGAGUGCAGUUUCAUCCUGAGUCGAUAUUGACUGAGUCUGGUCAAAUUAUGAUUGAUAAUCUUUUAGCAGUUUCUGGAGGAACAUGGGAAGAAAACAAAGAGAAGAAUACCAGUCCUUCUCCUGAAAGCAAGAAGGAGAGUAUUUUGAACAAAAUAUAUGAAAAAAGGCGCCAAGACUAUAUGGAGAUUGAAAAUUUGCCAGGAAAAUCUUUCCAUGACUUGGAAAUAGCGCUUUCGUUAGGUUUGGCUCCUCCAUUGAUCAAUUUUUAUGAUAGACUUAUUCAUACGAAAGAGAACUUGAAGCAAACGAUUAUCUUGUCUGAAUUCAAGCGGGCCUCUCCCUCUAAGGGAAUCAUCAAUAUUAGUGCAAAUGCGGGUAUUCAGGCGAAGACGUAUGCUACUUAUGGUAGCUCGACGGUGUCUGUCUUGACCGAACCAAAUUGGUUCAAAGGAUCCUUAGACGAUUUGACCUUGAUAAGAAAAGUGUUGGAUACAGUGGAUGUACCUAAUUAUCAGAGACCAGCCGUUUUAAGGAAAGAGUUUAUUUUCAACAAGUAUCAGAUCUUAGAAGCCAGAUUAGCCGGCGCGGAUACCGUUCUUCUUAUUGUGAAAAUGUUGAAGGAAGGAUCAAUACUUCAAGAUUUGUAUGAAUAUUCGUUGUCACUCGGAAUGGUGCCUUUAGUUGAAAUCAACGAUGCAGAGGAGCUAAGUGUUGCACUUAAGCUUACGCACAAUGGAAAUACAAAAGAGCCUCUAGUUCUCGGUGUAAAUAACAGAAAUUUAAUAACAUUUGACGUUGACUUAGGUACAACAAGGUCCCUUAUUACUGGGGCAAAAGAGAAUAACAACAGGGAAGGCGAUGUCUUGGUAUUAGCCUUGUCAGGUAUAACUAGUACUGAAGACGUGAGAAAGUACAAAUAUGAAGAUAAAGUUGACGGUUUUUUAAUAGGAGAAAGCUUAAUGAGAGCAGAAGAGAAAGGAAAAGCUGCUGAGUUCUUAAAUGAACUAUGUACCUGUUGA